Molecule: messenger RNA, 2586 nt
Organism: Eremothecium sinecaudum
Lineage: Eukaryota; Fungi; Ascomycota; Saccharomycetes; Saccharomycetales; Saccharomycetaceae
Gene: MGM1
Product: dynamin-related GTPase MGM1
Exons: 1
Coding region: 1-2586 (861 amino acids)
Cellular component (GO): cytoplasm; microtubule; membrane
Molecular function (GO): microtubule binding; GTP binding; GTPase activity
Source: RefSeq, a predicted model, not a curated record
AUGCGGCAAGGUGUGAAGCUGUUACAGUUUUCACAAAGUAAAGGUCUCAGUUAUAGAUUACUAGUUCAUAAUGUUCUUCGGCACUCUUCGACAGUAGGACGCAAUCAAAGGCUAAUACAAGUGGGAAAUUACUUGCAACAAGGAGCGAGUAUUAGGCCUCCAAGUAUGCUGUUGAUUGGCAGACGGAAUGUGUCGUUUAUUCCUAAGCUGAUUGGAAGAGCAGUUAAACUGCCUGCAUACAUAGGGGGCGGGGCUGCGGCUUUCGGUAGCUACAUGGCAUAUAGGGUUGACCAGGCGGGAAGUUAUACAUUGGAUAAACUAAACCAGCUGAUGACAUUUGGGGGGAACAUUCGUGGACGACUAGAAGACUUUUUAGGUGUGAAUGGCGAUAGUAGCGGAGGGGGCGAAAAUAGCAAUAGUACUGGCGAUACUGUUGCUGCUGCGACGUUGCUUGCAUCGCUGUCUGAUGAUGAGAAAGCAACUGAAAGUGGCGAUUCGGAGGAUGAAGACGAUGAAGAGCUGGAUGGCAAAGAAGAAGAUCACACUGGCGAUGAGAUUCUGAACUUAACAAAACAGAUGAUUGAAAUCAGGGCUAUUCUGAGCAAAAUCGAUUCUUCCACGGCUGGGAUUACGCUGCCAUCUAUUGUGGUCGUGGGUUCACAGUCUAGCGGUAAGUCUUCUGUGUUGGAGUCUAUUGUUGGAAGAGAGUUCUUGCCAAAGGGUAAUAACAUGGUGACCAGGAGGCCGAUAGAGCUUACACUUGUGAACACUCCAGGUAACGAUGAAACAACUGCUGACUUCCCUGUGCAGCGCAUCUAUAAUAUCAAGGAUUUUAGACAAGUCAAGAAGAUGCUGAUGGAGUUAAACAUGGCGGUUUCUUCUCAGGAGGCGGUGUCAGAGGAGCCUAUCCAGCUGACUAUUAAAUCGUCCAAAAUACCUGACUUAUCUCUUGUGGAUCUUCCUGGUUACAUCCAAGUCGAAGCAGCUGACCAACCCAUGGAGCUGAAAAACAAGAUUCGUAAACUUUGUGACCGUUAUCUAGCAGAACCAAAUAUUAUUUUGGCGAUCUCUGCCGCUGACGUGGAUCUUGCAAACAGUUCUGCACUUAGAGCAAGCAGACUGGCAGACCCCCAAGGUUCAAGAACCAUUGGAGUGGUUACAAAGGUGGAUCUAGUUGACCCCAUCAAGGCACGUGAGAUUCUAACGAACAAGAAGUAUCCGUUGAAGAUGGGAUAUGUUGGUGUUGUUACCAAAACGCCACCUAGUGCCGUUAGUGGUAUAUUCAGUAAGAACAACAUUAUUUCCAAAAACUCAACUGAAGUUGUGCACAAGGAAACGGUACAAUUUGAAAGAGAGUACUUCCGGACUCACAAGAAGGACUUUGAGGGAUGCCAGACUACGACCAGAAGGUUAAGGGAAAAGUUAAUAAAAAUUUUAGAAGUUUCUAUGAGCAAUGCCUUGGAACCAACUUCUCGUGUAAUCCAACAAGAACUAGACGAUACAUCAUACCUCUUCAAAGUUGAAUUUAACGAUCGUCAGUUGACCCCGAAGUCGUACCUGUUAAGCAAUAUUGAUGUUUUCAAGUUGGCUAUUAAAGAGUUCCAAGAAAAAUUUCAAAGGACUGAAUUAAAAUCCAUCCUAAAAGCAGACCUAGAUCAGAAGGUUUUGGAUCUAUUGGCAUCGCGGUAUUGGAAGGACGAUAACUUGAAGGAAUUGUCGAAGUCUUUAGACAACGAAAGUUCUGCCCUUUAUUGGCAUAAGAAGCUCGAAUUGGCCUCUUCAAGCCUUACAAAGAUUGGUGUUGGUAGAUUGUCGACAACAUUGGUAACGAACGCUAUUUUAAAGGAACUAGAAAAUAUAUUGGACGCCACCCAACUGAAAAACCAUAAUUUGAUCACAGAACUAGUAAGAAACACAGCUGUAAACGUGCUUAACGCCAAGUACUACUCUACGGCUGACCAAGUGGAAAACUGUAUCAAGCCAUAUAAAUAUGAAAUUGAUCUGGAGGACCGCGACUGGUCUAUUGCCCGUGAGCAUUCUGUUUCCUUGAUGAAGGAGGAGUUACGCCAAUGUGAUGAGCGCUUCAAUAUGAUUAAAAACACUGUAGGAACAAGGAAAUUACAGCAAGUUAUGCAAUACUUGAAGACUGACCCUUCUCGUAAAGAAUCUCUGGGAUUCUCAACCAUGAUGUUAGAACGUGGUACUGAGGCUCUCUUCCUACAAGAACGUUCUUCAUUACUAGGUUUCAGAUUGAAGCUUCUAAAGAACCAAUGUAACUCCACAGCACAGAAGGACAAGUGCCCAGAGGUCUUUCUUAAUGCAGUAAGCGAUAAACUUACAUCAACAGCAGUUUUAUUUCUAAAUGUUGAACUUCUAAGCGAUUUCUUCUAUAACUUCCCCAUAGAAUUGGACAGAAAACUCGGAGAAUUGAACAACGAACAAAUUGAAAUGUUCGCAAAGGAAGACCCUCGCAUCGCCAGGCAUAUUGAACUACAAAAGCGCAAAGAACUUUUGGAGCUCGCUCUAGAAAAAAUCGACUCCAUAUUGGUCUUUAGGAAAAGCUAUAAAGGUUUAACAGCAACCUAG